AUGACUUCGUUUGUUUCCGCUGCGGACAGGCGACAGGCCGAUCAUUAUGCUAAUGAAUGUCAGAACCCGCCUCUUUCCCAGGAUCAGAAGUCUCAGCUUCGUCGUGCCUUCGCUAAUUGCCGAAGCCGAGCUGGAGAAAUCGAAAUUCGAGACCCUCCCCUCUCUCAGCAGCUUCGACCUGCGGCCCCGGCGGCUACCCCCACCGUCGAGUAG
Molecule: messenger RNA, 213 nt
Organism: Penicillium waksmanii
Lineage: Eukaryota; Fungi; Ascomycota; Eurotiomycetes; Eurotiales; Aspergillaceae
Exons: 1
Coding region: 1-213 (70 amino acids)
Source: RefSeq, a predicted model, not a curated record